GCACUAAAACAAACAAAAAACUGAUAGUUGACAUGUUUCUCACCUGAGCCACUGCCUCUCUCUCUCUCUCCGUUGAGCAAAUCCCCAAAAAAAUUCCAAUUUCUCCAUUCAGUUCAACGAUUUUCUGCUACCUGUAACAUUAAUACAACGCUGGAUAUAGAUUCUACAUUUUAAUUUCAUUAAUUAACGGCUGACACAGUUGUAUUCUGGCAAAAUCCAUAAAUGUCGAUGAAUUUAAUGGAAUUUAAUUGGCGAUGAUGAGAUGAUAUCAGACGGCUUCCGGCAUUAAUUCCUCGCCCGCUACGUGUCUCUUGGACAAUAUGCCGCUUCGUUUUUGUCUUCUCUAUGCGUGCAAUUUUAAUAAUAAUUUAUAGUUUCGUGGUUUCUUCUUUGUUAUGAAGCUCGGCGGUGAUACAUUGUCCUAUUGUUCUUCGUAUUCUGAUUUAAUUUGUGAAAAUUCAUGGAUGAUUGAUCAUUUCCCGCUAUUAUUUGGUUCAGUGAUUUGUGGUGUAAAUUCGGGAGGAGAAUUAGGGUGGGUGGUGGUUGAAAAUGAUGCGGAACCGUGACCAUGGCUGCUAUAUUUGUCCCUUAACCAGCUUGCAAAUUGGGGACUUGCAGUCUUAUCUUUCACAUCUUAGCCUCUUCAUUGCACCUGAGAGUAAGAAAUUCUAUAUUCUUGUGGAUAAUCGACCAUGGUUGAAAGAUCUAGUUUCAGGUGCACAUUUUUGGCAAUUGAUGGUCACUAAGUCAAGGUUGUCCCCUUUUGCAAAUACCAGAGGGAAGAAAGGAAAAAAGGAAACAUCUGAAGUCACUGACCUUCGAGUCACUCCAAAAUCAACUGCAAGUAAAUCGAAGAAGUUUAAAAGAUGGUUCUCUCUUGUAGAGGCUGCAACUUUAUCACGGAAGAGGGCUUUGCUACCUGUAAAAAAAUUGAGGAGUGCACUAGUGUUUAACAGCAAGUUGCAUAGAACCCUGUACGGGUUUAUAGUCUUCGAGAUUGCAUGGCACAAUGUUCGUGGUUUAAAUUACUUGAAUGAGCUUCAGACCGAUACAUCACUUGCUGUCGAGUCCAGAUUCAUGAACAGAUGGGAAUUUGAUAGUAUAGCACAAGCUGCUAGAUCCAUUUCUUCAUGGUUUCCUGGGACAACCAAUGAACGGAAGUUUUUGAAUGAUUAUCUGGAGUCCACAGGAGAGGUCUUCUUUGAUGCUCAAGAAAACUUUCCAAGGACCAACAUUCCAGAGGAUCUUACUUGUGAUGUCUCUGAUGGUGGGGAUGAAUCUUCUGGCAUUUAUAGCUCCAGUUUCAGUGCAUAUCCUGCUAGAACAGAGAGUGGAACAAAUAUGCUACAAACCCCACCUCCACCUAAUGGUCCGUGUAAGAGAAGAAAACUGACGAACUCACCGAGUAAUGAACUUGAGUUUGACAUAUUCUGCAAAGAAACACAUGGUGAGUCUGUUGGUUCACCAAUUCAUUCUCAGGACUCUUAUGCGAGUGACUGUGAAGAUGUAAUUGAAGCUUCCCAGUACAGCGAUGUCUUGAUUCUGUUUCGGUUUGAUGAUCCUGACCUCCCUUUUAAACUGAAGAAAAUAAUUGUUUCUGAUUUGCGGCUACUUAGAUUGUUAGAGGCUGGGCUUCCUUCUUGGGUUAUCUUUCUUCAAUCUUAUCCAGUCUUUUCCCGUAUUUACCGCCCAUGGAUGUGCCCUCUAGCCAGAGCUUUAUAUGUGCUCAUUUCAGUUGUCACUGUUCUUAUUGGAUUCUAUGACCUUUACAAGAAUGUACCUGUUCUCAAGGCAACGGCGUCUCAUUUGUUUGGGCCACUUUUUGAUUGGAUAGAAACAUGGGAAAUGACAUCCAGAAUUAAGUACUUAGGAACUAUGUUAUUUCUGCACAAUUUUCAGAAGGCUGUUAGGUGGUUCCUCAUGAUGACACGGGCUGUACGGUCAUUUCUUUCUAUAUUUAUACAGCCAAUGGCUGGACCAUUCUCAGAAUUUUUGGAUUUCUUCCUUCCAUUCUGGAAUAUGUGUAUACAAAUAGUAGAGAGCUUUUUCUCAGUACUUUGGAUGGUCAUUGAGUCGUCUUGGAGUCUAGUUGGGAACCUUGUUGAGAUUCUACUCAUGCCGCUAUGGUUUAUCCUAUCAGUUUGUUGGAGCAUUGCGACAUAUUUCUUAUAUCCUGUUAUCUGGGUUCUCUGGGAAAUGCUCUAUGCUCCGAUCCGUUUGGUUCUUGGAUUAUAUGGCCUUCUGGUAUCCAUUUCCUUAUGCAUAUAUGGGUUACUCAAAGAUAUGUGGCUGGUAAUGAGUGGCGUAUUUCAGUUUAGUUCGGGUGUAAAAUCAACAGUGAGGUCAUCAGAGGUGUCCAUGUUGCGGUCUCUUUGGAAUGACCUUUUUUCCCAGAUUUUUCGUGCUGUACGGAGCAUUUUAAAUGGCUUUGUUGCUUUCUUUACUGCAUGCAAUAGGCAUCGUCUAAGUAUUUACAAUCAUUGGAAGGAGGUUGUUCAAAAAGUGUAUCAGCCUGGUAAAAGAUCUGUGGGUUCUAAUUCGACUAAAAGAUCCGAAUCCCUAGUUUUGAGUUAUGGAGAAUGCAAAUCAGGAGCUAAGAUGAAUAUUAAAGCAGAAUGUGAUUUUGCACUUUCUGCAGAUGGAAGAUAGAGACGAAUUUCAGCCCCCACUGAAGUUCAGGAAGGUUAGUUGACACUUUUGGCAACGUUAGAGAUCAUAUUUCCAGCAUCAAAGCACCUUUUGUACAUACUACACCAAGCAAUCCAGAGACUGAUGUUGACCCAGCAAAAAGUUUUCUUACUUGUAGAUAAUGUAGACUAGGAUAAUAAGUAUAAAUCUUGUAAUUAAUAGCAUAAAAUGUAAUUACUAUCGGUUUUUUUUCCCUUUUUACAUUGUAUAAUGUAAAUUUCAAUAUAUUGUUACU
Molecule: messenger RNA, 2923 nt
Organism: Coffea eugenioides
Lineage: Eukaryota; Viridiplantae; Streptophyta; Magnoliopsida; Gentianales; Rubiaceae
Exons: 10
Coding region: 550-2649 (699 amino acids)
Source: RefSeq, a predicted model, not a curated record